This is a messenger RNA of Diversispora eburnea, 1773 nucleotides long. The record is from the annotation of a GenBank genome assembly. NCBI's taxonomy places the organism in Eukaryota, Fungi, Glomeromycota, Glomeromycetes, Diversisporales, Diversisporaceae.
AUGGAAAUAUAUCCCGAUCAUAUUUACGGUGGUGUGCCUGUUUUCAAACCAACCUGGGAUCAAUUCAAAGAUUUCAGAACUUUUGUUACUUCAGUGAAAUCCUAUGGAUAUAAUUCUGGUAUUGUAAAGAUAAUACCACCAGCAGAAUGGAAAGCAAUACUUCCCAAAGAUCUUUCUCCUCAAUUGAAUAAAAUCUUGAUAAGAAAUCCUUGUCAACAAAUUAUCCAACGAGAUACAACCGUCGGUUAUUAUGUCGUUCGAAAUGUUGAAAGUGAACAAACUUUUACAAUCAAGGAAUGGGCCGAAUUAUGCGAAACUCCAGAGCAUUCCACACCGUUCCCAAAAUCCAAAACUAAUUCAAAAUCUUCAGUAUCUGAUUAUUUACCAUUAAGAAAAAAGAAAAAACAUAACGGAAAGUCAACCAAAAAAAAUUCCACCAUUGUUAAACGUAACCAAGGUUCCACCAACCAGCAAAUUACACCAAAAAUAUCACAAUUAAAGAAAAAUAACUUAACCGUUACAUCAACUCCUCCCGAAACACCACCAAAAGCUCGUAAUCCAGGAACAAAUAAAGAAACCAAUAAAACAUGCGUCAUUUCAUCACAAGAUACUACAUCUGAUGAAAGUGAAAUCGAAGAGGAAGAAGUCAUUCUUACAUCCGAUCAGAUGGAAUCUGCAGUUGAUGCCAUGCAAUUGGAUGACGAAGAAUAUGAAGAAAUCUAUGAAAAAUUUGAUUACCAUUCCGUGAACCGACGCCCUUAUGACGACGAAAAUUAUAUUAAAGAAUUAGCCGCCAAUUAUUGGAAAACCAUAAUGUAUAACUAUCCUUAUUAUGGAGCAGACAUGGCAGGAACCUUAUUUACCGAAAAAACGACCUCAUGGAAUGUCAACAGUUUAGAUAACUUGUUAAAUACGAUUGACCCAAUUCCUGGAGUUAAUGACGCAUAUUUAUAUUUUGGCAUGUGGAAAGCUUGCUUUCCCUGGCAUGUCGAGGAUAAAGAUCUUUAUUCAAUAAAUUAUAUCCACUUCGGUGCUCCAAAACAUUGGUAUGCGAUUUCACCCAAAAAAGCAGACCAAUUCGAAUCACAUAUGAGAGGUUGGUUCGGAAGUGAUUCCAAGAAUUGUUCCGAAUUUCUGCGCCACAAAGAAUUUUUGGCAUCCCCCAGAGUCCUCGACCGUGCACCAAUUCAAUAUAAUUAUGUUAUCCAACGAGAAGGCGAAUUCAUUAUCACAUUUCCUCGAGGAUAUCAUGCCGGUUUUAAUUUGGGAUUUAAUUGUGCCGAAAGUGUUAAUUUCGCAUUUGAAGAUUGGAUUCCACUUGGAAUUGGUGCAAAAACUUGCGCUUGUCGGCCUGAUUCGAUGAGUUCUGGAACAUCAUCUGAGAAAACAAAGAUUAAAUUACAAUCAAGUUCUAUUGGACCUUCAUCAAGUUCCACUAAAAUUGUAUUAAAUGCUAAAAAAAGAAAACUCAAGAUCAAUUCGAAAAAAAUUGAGACAUAUGAAGGAGGUGAAUUUGAAUUAAUUUCUAAAGAUGAUGGCACAAAAUAUGCUCAUGGUCUUUGUGCCAUGUUUGUUCCUGAAACUUGGAUUGCCAGUUCAGAUGGAUCAGUAAAUGAUUGUAAAAUUAUAGAAACUGAACCAAUACCUAAAUAUAGAUUUGAAACUGAAUGCCAAAUAUGUCAUACCAAAAAGGGAGCAUGUGUGAAAUGUCAAGAAGAAGAGUUUUCACGUUUCAUGUGGCGAUUUGGAUGGCAAUCAAUUAAAAGGAAUUGA